AUGAGGAUGUUAAACGGCGAAGAACCUAUCUAUAUGAAUCCAUGGAUUAAAGGUUACCAAGGGAGCAUUCAAAGGGUCGAUGAUAACACAUACGUUAUCAGUGGUGAAGUAUCAAAGCUUAGUGCAACACAGAGAAUCCGUAAUGGAGAAUUUGUUGCACGGCUCAGAGAAAAUCCCGUCCCUUAUCACUUGAUCACUGGCUACAAAGAAAACCAUACGGACACUACUGUACGAUUUGUCGUAAACAUGACGGAAGAAAAGAUGCAACAAGCUGAGUCUCAGGGAUUCCACGACUUAUUUCGACUCCAAUCUACACUAACCGUGACACCCACGUUGCUGUACGAUCCAAACGGUUUUCUGAAGAUGUAUGACUCUAAUAAUGACAUCUUGAAAACAUACUUCAAUGUCCGUCUAAGUCUAUUCGAGGAGAGAAAAAAACUCUUAACUGGUGAACUUCAAGCUUCGUGUAAAAAGUUGACCAAUGAAAUCAGAUACGUUCGCGCAAUAUGGAACGGUGAUUUAAUUGUCAACCGCAAAAAGUGUUGGAAACGAAAGACGUCCCCAACGGCCGACGACGAGAUCCGGCCGAACAACCAGGAUUCCGGCCCAUUUAAGGGAAUAUGA
Daphnia pulex (common water flea) is the source of this 624-nucleotide messenger RNA. Its product is annotated as DNA topoisomerase 2-alpha-like. Gene Ontology annotation, biological process: DNA topological change; sister chromatid segregation; resolution of meiotic recombination intermediates. Gene Ontology annotation, molecular function: DNA topoisomerase type II (double strand cut, ATP-hydrolyzing) activity; ATP binding; DNA binding. Bases 1 to 624 code for a protein of 207 amino acids. The transcript is spliced from 3 exons. NCBI's taxonomy places the organism in Eukaryota, Metazoa, Arthropoda, Branchiopoda, Diplostraca, Daphniidae. Gene Ontology annotation, cellular component: nucleus. The record is from RefSeq and is a predicted model, not a curated record.